Molecule: messenger RNA, 288 nt
Organism: Drosophila santomea
Lineage: Eukaryota; Metazoa; Arthropoda; Insecta; Diptera; Drosophilidae
Product: ductus ejaculatorius peptide 99B
Exons: 2
Coding region: 41-205 (54 amino acids)
Biological process (GO): regulation of female receptivity, post-mating
Cellular component (GO): extracellular region
Molecular function (GO): hormone activity
Source: RefSeq, a predicted model, not a curated record
AUGCUUCCUAUUGGUAUAACGCAAUCGUUGCCAAUCUAUCAUGAAGACCCCGGUGUUCCUCCUCUUGGUCAUAUUGGCCUCCCUCCUGGGACUGGCCGUCUCCCAGAACCGAUCUGAUCCUGCGUGGAUGGAAAGUCAGAAGAAAUUGGAACAGUGGUGCAAACUGAACCUAGGACCCGCCUAUGGUGGCAGAUGCAGAAAAUAAGCACAUUGUUUUAUGAUAAGCCAAGAUAUGAUUGCCAAGAUCCGCCAAUGGAUCUUACGCAAAUAAACUUAGAUACGCAUGAA